AUGCCCAUGUCGACCAAACGCAAAGCUCCGGCAAAGCUGGCUGCCCCAGUUGCAAAAAAGAGCGCCAAUAUCUCCUCAAAGAACACAAUUGACGAGUCACACACGUCAGUUGCCGACACAGACGCGCUGCAGAGCUCACAUCCUGAGACGAUAGAGAUCUCUUCAAAUGAGCCAAGCGUGUACACGUCAGAGGAUGAAGGUGCCCCGAAGGAAGUGAACGGCACCAAGAAGAUCGCCGGGGUUCCCAGCGACAAGCUUACCAAGGAAAGUUCCACAGCCGCCGCCAACGACAGCAAUGACGCUGGGUCAGACGCCGAAGAAGAGUCGCCCACAUUUGGCGAACUUCUGCGCGGCAACGAGGUCAUUGAUGUCUCUAGCCUGCUCCAACAAGCCGUCACAAGCACAGCCGUGCAGCCGUCACGCACCGCUAUUGCGCCGCCCUCCCUCCAGUCUCUCACCACCGUUCUGACGCAAGCGCUCAAGACCGACGACACGGACCUGCUCGAAUCGUGCCUGCACACGACCGACUUGACGACCAUCCGGAAUACGAUAGAGCGCAUCGACAGCAGCCUCGCCGGCAUCCUGCUCAACAAGCUAGCCGCCCGUCUGCACCGGAGACCCGGCCGCGCUGGCAACCUCAUGAUCUGGGUUAAGUGGACGCUCAUCGCACACGGCGGCGCGCUAUCGUCGCAGCCCAAGGUCAUCCAGAGCCUCAGCGGCCUGCAAAAGGUGCUGUCCGAGCGCUCCAAGGGUCUCAACAGCCUGCUCGCGCUCAAGGGCAAGCUCGACCUGCUCGAGGGCCAGAUGGAGCUCCGUCGCAAGAUGAAGCGCGGCGGCGCUGCCGCGGCGAAGCAGGGCGGCGGCGAUGGCGAGGAUGACGGGUCCGACGAGGACGUCAUCUGGGUCGAGGGCGAGACGGGGAGCAGGCUGGCCAACGGCGCCGCCGACGAGGACGCGCACAUGACCAACGGCGCCAUUCCCGACUCGGACGACGACGACGACGAUGAAUCCGAGGCCGAGGAGGAGGACGACGACGUUGCGGCUGAGGAGUCGCUGGACGAGGAUGAGGUGGACCAUGACGACGUGGACGAGUCCAUGGGCGAGGAUGAAGAGAGCGAUGCCGAGCCCGCGCCGCCCUCAAAGCUACAAAAAGUCGCCAACUUCUUCACGAAGCGCAAGUAG
This is a messenger RNA of Cordyceps fumosorosea ARSEF 2679, 1182 nucleotides long. Its product is annotated as Small-subunit processome, Utp12. The coding region runs from base 1 to 1182 and encodes 393 amino acids. Gene Ontology annotation, cellular component: nucleolus. The record is from RefSeq and is a predicted model, not a curated record. Gene Ontology annotation, biological process: maturation of SSU-rRNA from tricistronic rRNA transcript (SSU-rRNA, 5.8S rRNA, LSU-rRNA). Lineage: Eukaryota; Fungi; Ascomycota; Sordariomycetes; Hypocreales; Cordycipitaceae. The transcript has a single exon.